AUGGCGGGGCUACCAAAGCGGAUAGUGAAGGAGACGGAGCGUCUGAUGGCAGAGCCUGUUCCAGGCAUCAAUGCAGUUCCUCAUGAAGAUAACCUACGGUAUUUCGACGUUCGAAUCCAUGGCCCAACACAGUCACCCUAUGAAGGAGGAGUUUUUAAGCUUGAAUUAUUUUUGCCAGAAGAUUAUCCCAUGACGCCUCCGAAAAUUCGUUUCCUCACAAAGAUUUACCAUCCAAAUAUCGACAGGCUGGGGAGAAUUUGUCUCGAUGUGUUAAAGAAUAAUUGGUCACCAGCGUUACAAAUUCGGACAAUCCUUCUAUCCAUCCAAGCAUUGCUUGGUGCACCCAACCCCGAUGACCCCCUUGCCAACGAUGUUGCGCAGCGAUGGAAAGAAGAUGAGCCUGCAGCUAUCCAAACAGCCAGAGAGUGGACAAGGACGCAUGCAAUGGUUUGA
Molecule: messenger RNA, 453 nt
Organism: Microsporum canis CBS 113480
Lineage: Eukaryota; Fungi; Ascomycota; Eurotiomycetes; Onygenales; Arthrodermataceae
Product: ubiquitin-conjugating enzyme E2
Exons: 4
Coding region: 1-453 (150 amino acids)
Biological process (GO): protein K63-linked ubiquitination; DNA damage tolerance
Cellular component (GO): nucleus
Molecular function (GO): ubiquitin conjugating enzyme activity
Source: RefSeq, a predicted model, not a curated record